Molecule: messenger RNA, 1005 nt
Organism: Drechmeria coniospora
Lineage: Eukaryota; Fungi; Ascomycota; Sordariomycetes; Hypocreales; Ophiocordycipitaceae
Product: Sec14 cytosolic factor
Exons: 4
Coding region: 1-1005 (334 amino acids)
Source: RefSeq, a predicted model, not a curated record
AUGGAUCUGGACAAGAAGUACGACGACUACGACUUUCCCCACACGGCGGCCGAGCCUCAGAAUGGCCACGCCGGCCACCUCACGGAAGGCCAGAUCGCGCAGGUUCAUCAGCUGCGGAUGAUGCUCGAGGCCGAAGGCUUCACCGACCGCCUCGACACCCUGACGCUGCUGCGAUUCCUGCGCGCGCGCAAGUUUGACGUGGCCCUCUCGAAGCAAAUGUUCGUCGACACGGAGAAGUGGCGCAAGGAAACCAAGCUGGACGAGCUGGUGCCUACUUGGGACUAUCCCGAGCGGCCCGAGGUUGCCAAGUACUACAAGCAGUUUUACCACAAGACGGACAAGGAUGGCCGACCGAUCUACAUCGAGACGCUCGGCGGCAUCGACCUGACGGCCAUGUACAAGAUCACGACGGGCGAGCGCAUGCUUUCGAACCUCGCCGUCGAGUACGAGCGGCUCGCCGACCCUCGUCUCCCCGCCUGCUCCCGCAAGGCCGGCAAGCUGCUCGAGACGUGCUGCACCAUCAUGGACCUCAAGGGCGUCACCCUCACCAAGGUGCCCCAGGUCUACUCGUACGUCCGCCAGGCCUCGGUCAUCUCGCAGAACUACUACCCCGAGCGGCUCGGCAAGCUGUACCUCAUCAACGCCCCCUGGGGCUUCUCCACCGUCUGGAGCGUCGUCAAGGGCUGGCUCGACCCCGUGACGGUGGCCAAGAUCAACAUCCUCGGCACCGGCUACCAGGGCGAGCUGCUGAAGCAGGUGCCCGCCGAGAGCCUGCCCAAGGCCUUUGGCGGCUCCUGCGAGUGCGCCGAGGGCUGCGAGAACAGCGACGCCGGCCCGUGGCGCGAGGCCGAGUGGGCCAAGCCGGCCAAAUGGGAGAAGAAGAAGGACGACGGCAAGACGAUCGAGAACAAGGGCUCGGAGAUUGAGACGCCCGGCGCCUCGGCCGACGCCGAGCCGGCGGCCGUGCCCGAGAAGGACGGUGCCGCGCAGCCGGCGGCCGCGUGA